Messenger RNA from Marchantia polymorpha subsp. ruderalis, 2064 nucleotides. NCBI's taxonomy places the organism in Eukaryota, Viridiplantae, Streptophyta, Marchantiopsida, Marchantiales, Marchantiaceae. The record is from the annotation of a GenBank genome assembly.
UCAGAGCCUCGAACACGAAUCGAUGAAAGUCAAGGCUUCGAAGCCAUGAUGCUGCGAGGCAGCAGUUUCUGAGAGCUACCUUCCGCAGACAUCGCGUUGCAAGAUAGUCCACUGCAUUCAAUGGUUCGCCGAGGUGCAUGUGGUGCAAAUUUGAAUUCUGCGGAGUCCAAUGCACGAAGAAAAAGAAUGAACGAUGCUGGAACGUCGUAGAAAUGUCCGGAUUUGAGCUGGGAACCUCAUGGCAUUCUGAACUCUGGACGUAGGCACAAUGGGCUCCUUGGCGCAACUUCGUCUGAUUGAUGGACGGAUUUGUGGCCCGACUCUGCAGGAGAGACGAUUAUUUGGUCUCAGGCAUACGCACAGUGCGGUGACGGGUGGAAUCAACAGGUGCACUGACUCGACUGGUCGUGCUUUGAGCUUGAGGUGCGAAAAUCGAAAGAGAGGCGGGUUUCUGAAGCCCCUUUCGAGACCGUCGAGAAAUCUGUGGUUUGAUCCUCUGACGCGAGACGGCAAGUGCCCAACGACCAGAGGCGGAGCUGUAGAGGACGGAGCAAAGGCAGCUCCUCUAUCGGCUGGAGUUACAGAGCAGUCAGAAAAUGAGAAGGAAGAGGAAUUGUCGACCGCGACCUUGCUGUGGCGUGCCGCAAAGCUUCCUAUUUACUCCGUGUGCAUUAUUCCUUUGACGGUCGGAGCAGCAGCUGCAUACUGGCAGACUGGAGUCUUUAAUGGAUCUCGUUACUGGCUGAUGUUGUGGUCCUCUGUCUUGGUCAUCACUUGGCUGAACUUAAGCAAUGAUGCUUAUGAUGCUGAGACAGGGGUUGACAAAUACAAGAAGGAGUCUGUCGUGAAUAUUACUGGAAGCCAGAAAGGAGUACUUUGGGCAGCUUUUGGAUGCCUAUUUUGUGGCCUUGCCGGAUUAAUUACUGGCGCUAGUCAAGCUGGUGACAUGCGCGUGGCGUUUCUACUUGUGCUAGCAAUUGCUUGUGGAUAUGUAUAUCAGUGUCCACCAUUCAGACUCAGCUAUAAAGGCUUAGGAGAGCCUCUUUGCUUCUUCGCUUUUGGACCUCUUGCCACAACAGCGUUCUAUCUGAGUCAAGCUCAGGCAAGUGCUGCAGCCGUGCUUCCUGUUACUGUUGCAACAAUUGGAGCUUCUGUCCUUGUUGGCAUCACAACAUCUCUCAUACUGUUCUGCAGUCACUUCCAUCAGAUUGAGGGCGAUACUGCUGCAGGAAAAUUGUCUCCAUUGGUCAGACUUGGGACCGAAUCAGGAGCCAAAGUGGUACAAGGUGCUGUACUUGGGCUUUACACAAUUGUAGCGGCCCUUUCUUUAUCUCGCUCCUUACCUCUCACAUGUCCUUUCUUUGCUCUGCUUACCGUGCCAAUUGGAAAGCUGGUCGUCGAGUUCGUUCAAAAGAAUCAUACCAAUAAACAAGUGAUUUUUAUGGCGAAGUAUUUCGCUGUGAGGCUCCAUGUGGCUUUUGGAUUGGCCAUGACACUGGGCUUUUCCCUAGCUUCCAAGUUGCCGUUGCCUGCAUAAAAGGUUGUAUGUGCUGUACAUUUGAAAGAGAGUAUGAAAGAUUCUCCUGUCCUGAACUUGAAGACUCCCGUCAUCACUCUCAGUUUGGUGAACACGUGAAUCUGAUGGUCACCUGACUAGGCGCAUCAGCGUUUUCUGUCAUCAACCGUAGGAAAUAACUUCCAAGAAGUCGAAGUAGCGAUGGGUAUCUCUAGUGUAAGUCCCGUAUCCUAUACCCUUUAAGCCGUUUAAGUUAGUCCAGGAUUUUGGAAACAGGAGAAUAAUGAGAAGCAGCGGACAAUGUGUAACCUAUAUACAAUGUAGAAUUUAUACAAUCCAUAUUACAUUCUUGAGUAUCCGCAGUGCGUAUAUAAUUUAGAGAUCGACAGAUUCUAUGCAUUGAAGGUGCAGAUUUUGUACUGCUGUUAAACCAAGGUGCUGUGUAGUCCCAUCAUCAUCAUCAGAUGGGAACAUACAACUAUAAAAUCAUAGCUGCUCAAUCAAAAUGUAUCGUUUAGCAUAUUUAGUUUCUGAAUUACGUUGGUGGA